Molecule: messenger RNA, 6741 nt
Organism: Symbiodinium sp. CCMP2456
Lineage: Eukaryota; Dinophyceae; Suessiales; Symbiodiniaceae
Source: the annotation of a GenBank genome assembly
AUGUUGCUGCUGCCGCCGAAUCGGUUAGAACUUGAUCGUAGCGCUUGGAACUUGAGCCGUUUGCUCUCCAAGCGCAGCUCACCUCCCCCAGCGCUGGAGGCACGUCAUGGACCUCAACAACAGGAGCGUCUGCCACGGUCUUCCUCUGUGUCAGGAGGUGCCGUCAGGCUUGUCGCCACCGCGGGAAGCGUAUUGCUGGGACUGUCCCAAUCGGCGCCUCGAGUCGCUGCAAGCAGAACAGCUCGCCGAUGUCUCGUGCUCCGACACGAUGCAAAAAUGGAGCUACCUGCGCCGAGGCAUGUGCAGCUGGAAGACGCUCGCGUCGCCAUCCGAAAACUAACUCAGGACGGCGAGCUGGAAGUAUCGCUGCUACAGGGCUUAUUUCAGCAGGCGGAACUGCAGGAGCUGGUUCGAGUUUGCGAGGCGCGGAACGGUUUUCAAGCCAGCCUGCAGCGAACUUCCUCUGGGGAGUUUCGGAAGGAUCGGAUGCGCACGUCAAGCUCCUGCCCCAUGUUGUGGCCACUUUUCACACCCCCGGAGCGGGUUCUGCAGCUCCGGGAGGAGAACGCCAGCUUGGCAGCGGCCGUGGAGGAGGAGUUGGCGGCGGUGCUCAGAGCCGCGAAGCGCUGCGCAGAGGUGAUCGGUGUUGACCCGGCACGAGUGGAGCCUCUCCAGCUGAUACGUUACGCACCGGGACAGUAUUACAAACCCCACAUGGACACGCACGAGGAGCCACGGCGUAUGUCCUCGUAUGCAGGCGAGCAACGCAGCCACACGCUUCUGGUCUUCAUGAGCGAUAUACCUGAAGAAGACGGCGGUGGCCAUCUCCACUUCCCCGAACUGGGACUGCGCAUCCUGCCACGUGCUGGAGAUGCUGUGCUGUGGCCCAACUUGACGGAUGAGGGUGAGCCUAACCCGCAGGCUCUUCACGAAGGUGUCGCGCCUGUCACCUGUGAGAAGAUUGCCAUGAACGUUUGGGUCGCAGAGCGGCCUUUCACCCUGGAAUCCAUUGCUACAUGGCAGCAACGGCAGAACGAAGAGAAAGCGGCUGCAGCAGCAGCUUCAACUUGGUUGGUGAACCUCGUCGACUACGAUGUUGAGGUCAUGGCUUUCGUCUCAGAUGGUGUCGACGAACUGGCGGUCGCGGCUGGAGCUGCCAGAGCUGAUCUGGUCGGAAAGGGCCCAGAGCUGCUCGUGUUGGGCCUACGCUGUUCGAGAACGGGGUGCUGUCGCGUGCCGUUCAGCGUUCAGAAGGGAGAUCUGCUGUCGCGUGCCGACGACACGGUGGCCUUGUGCCUUGCACAAAUGGCAUCAGCAGUUCUGCGGCGAGGUGCAGACCUCACUCCGAAGGGUAUGAUCGCGCUGGACCCCAUGUGUGGCGUUGGCACGUAUCUUUUUGCCUUGCAGUGGGUCCUCGCCCGCGAUGGAGUGUCGGCCGAGUUAUUGGGAGUAGAUGCCGAGCGGGAAAGCCUUGAACAUGCUCGAUCCAAUGCUUCCCGGCAAGGCUGGCGAACACUGGCACCAGAAUUCCUGGCUGGAGGAGCUAAUCGAGCCUUCGUUGCCAUGGCUCGUGUGUGGGAUUUCUCCGCGAGCUUUGAGCCAAAGACCGUCGCCACAGCUAUGGCGCGCAUCUGGAAGCUCGACGGAUGGAAGUUUACGACGGUUCAUGAUGCAAACAACCGGCCCGUUGAUCAUUGUCCAAUCUCGCUGGAGCCGAUGGAAGAUCCUGUGCUUGUGUGUGAUGGGCACAUCUAUGACCGGAACUCCAUCACGCAGUGGAUUGCGGAGGGCAACAAGCUAUCGCCCUGUGUGGGUGACGAUUUGGCCCAUACCAAACUGCUGCGGAUUCAGCCAUUUCGCGUUGCCGUGGAACGCUUUCUCAGGCAGCGUGGAUCUGCGAGCACAUCAGCGGAGCAGGCUGCAGUCACUGCAGUCUUCAAUCAAGCGGAGGGAGACCAGGGAACUGAUCACAUGCAGACCCAUGCUGCGGUGGCAGCCAUGGUGCAGAAAAAGCUGCAGCAAAGGGUGGAGAGGGCCAACGGCAAGGGCAAGGAAAAGUCAUGCGAUCGGGCAUUGCCAGCUGGCCGCUUCGCACUUGACGCCUUGGAGAGCUCCGUCCAUGAGAACGAAGAACGGCUGGCGCAGAUGCAAGAGAGGGUGGAUGAGGGACGCCGCGAGAUGGAGAAGCUUCGGGGCAGUCUUCAGGAAGCGGCGCUCUUGCUUCUGCAGAGAUCUCUGCUGCGACAACAUCUGCAACCUCGCAGAGAGAAGGCAGCGACAAAGUUGCAGAGGUUCUUCCGCCAGCAACUCAAGCUGCGAACUUGGCGAAUCAGAGCGGAGAAGUUGGCCUCGCAUUUCGCAAGAGCCCUGGCUGCGGGCAACGAAGAGCUCGUGGCUCGCUUUCAGUCCAAGGGCGACGUCGACUACAAGAUCGCGCUUCGAUAUCUCAAGGAGGGAGAAGUCAAUCGACAACUCCAUACCGGGAUUAAUCCACUUUACACUGCGGCGAAAGCAGGUCAAACGAUCAGCGUGCGGCUCCUGCUGAAAGCUGGGGCAGACAAGGAGGUGAUGGCUGCUGCAGGAUCGGAGGAGAGCAAAAUGCACACUGUGAAGACAACCCCGCUGUAUUCGGCGGCCUCGUGUGGGCACAUUGGAGUUGUUCGGCUCUUGUGCGAAGCCCGUUGCAACAUCAACGCCGGGCCUGCAUUGACUCCACUGUUCCAUGCGGCCGAGUCCGGCCACAUGGAUGUAGUGCGUGUUCUAUGUGCUGCCAGAGCAGCCGUCAACCUGACGACGGAUACUGGUCUGGUUCCGUUGCAUGCUGCAGCAAAGAACGGAGACUUGGAAAUGGUGCUCCACCUGUUCAGAUCUCGAGCUCAACCUGACGUAGCCACAAGAAAGCCCGCCACAAUAUGCGCCUCUCACGGAAAAGGUGAGUUGGAAGCACGAAUUACGCCUUUAUUCCUGGCUGCAGGAAACGGGUUUGCCGAAGUUGUCCAGGCUCUUUGUGCUCAACGAGCUGAUGCUGGUCAAGCACUGCCGGACAGCGGAAGAACACCCUUGUACAUUGCGGCAAGAAGUGGUCACGCAGACGUUGUGAAGGUCCUCGUUGAAGAAGGCGUAAGCGUCAAUAUAAGGCUGAACAAAACCGGUUGGCUGACGCCCUUGUUAGCAGCUUCGACAUACGGUCACAUGGCAUGCGUACAGAUACUCUGCGACGCAAGAGCGGAUGUGGACGUUUCGGAUAGAGAAUUGGAUUCCACCGCAGUUCACAUAGCCUCGUCGCAGGGUCAUGCCGAUGUGGUCAAGCUGCUUUGCAAAAUGGGUGCAAACUUGAACAAAUCGCCAGCCAGUGGUGCAACCGCAGUGUACAUGGCCGCCCUCAAUGGCCACACUGAAGUUGUGCGAACUCUCUGCACAGCCAAGGCAGUGCCGGACACAGAAACCAGCAGCAAGUUCGGAAACAAGACACCGCUUUUCGUUGCUGCAAAGAGUGGGUACCUAGAGAUUGCCAAGAUCCUCUGCCUCGCUCGUUGUGAUGUACAUCGAUCCUCAUCCACCGGUGCUACUCCCCUGCACGUGGCAGCCAUGCAUGGUCAUGUGGACAUGAUGGACAGGCUCUUGAAGAGCCGAGCAGAUUUGGCCCGCGGGACCAGCAUCGGUGCCACGCCACUCCACCUGGCAUCGCUGAGCAACAAGCCGGAGGCUGUGCGCUUCUUGUGCCAGGCCCGGGCGGACAAGCAUGCCAGUGCGGCCAGGACUGGCAGCACACCCUUGAUGAUGGCCGUGCUUUGUGGUCACUCCGAUGUUGUGGACGUGCUCUGUGAGGAGGACCCGAAACGACAGGCGAAGAUGUUGAAGCAGACCGCGCUCCUGCUGCAUGUCGCUGCACGCAAUGGCCACGAGGGGAUUGUGUGGCGCUUGUGCAAGUGCGGAGCAAAUGUCAACGAAAUGGUGACACAGGACGCUCUUGAUCAACUGCAUGAAGCGACACAGCCACCUUGUGAAGAUGAGCUUGAUGCGGACAUGAGUAGAGAAGGGAUGAGAGAAGAUGAGUGGGCCGAAGACAACGGAGAGGAAGUGAAGGUAAAGCCUGAGGCCUGGGAUGCCGCGCCACGGGUGAGGGAGCCGAGGGAGCCGAGGGAGCCGGAGGCGGAUGAAGACGUGCCGGCUGAGGUCGAAGUGGAACGGGAACACCCCGAAGUCUCUUUGCACGUUGGUGCCACACCGAUGUUUAUGGCCGCCUUGCUUGGGCAUUUCGAGGCCGUGAAGGUUCUCUAUGAAGCUGGAGCCCAGGUUGACAAGACUGGGGCAAAAGAUGGGGCGACGCCCUUCAUUGUGGCAGCUCAGCAGGGACAUCUUGAAGUUGCAAAGUAUUUGCUCGAUCUUCAUGCUGAUGUUAACAGGCGCUUGACAGACAUGGGUGCCACGGCAAUCUAUCUGGCUGCAGAGAGUGGGCAGCUAGAGAUUGUACAGUUCUUAUGCAAGUACCGUGCGGAUCUAAAUCAGCCCACCAGUGAUGUCCCACAGCCUCCAUUGCUGGCCGCUGCAUUGCACAAUCACUACGACAUCGUUGCGACACUCUGUGCCGCCCGAGCAAACCUGGACCAAGUCCGGGAAGACGCCACGGAGGACACGACCCUGACAAUGGCAUCAGAGUAUGGUUUCGUCCAGACCUGCCGUAGCCUCCUGGAAGCCAGGGCCGAUGCAAACAAGGCCACAGGGUCUGGAGCAGCGCCACUUCUCUUGGCUUCCGAACACGGCCACGAAGGCCUUGUGAAGCUCCUGUGUGCCGCGCGGGCUGACCCAAACCAAUGCUUGACGACCUCUCGUGGAAUAGCCCCUCUGCCGGUUGCUGUCAGAAGGGGUUUCCUGCCAAUCGUUGAGCACCUCCUACAAAGUCAGGCAGACCCCAACAUGAAGUGCUUCCCGGCACAUCUUUCAGCCAUUAUGCUGGCAACGGAAUCUGCAAAUGCCUGCUUAGGACACACGCUCGCAACGAUGCCUGACACGCAUUUGCAUUCCGAUGUUGGUACCCCUGUGUUGUUCGUCGCUUUGUUACACCACCGGAUUGAGGUGGUGAGCAUGCUGUUGCGCCACCAAGCUGAUGCGAACCGAUGUGCGGACGACUUUACUACGCCUUUGCUGUGUGCCGUGAGUACCGGUUUGACCCAGUCAGUGCGAAUCCUUUGUGAGGCCGGUGCGGACAUCAACUUCUCACGUGCACCCCAGGUCACAGCACUCCAAUCUGCAGCAGGGGAAGGCCAAGCCGAGAUCGUGGAAUACCUUUGUCAGAAGCGUGCUGAUGUCAACCUGGAGGCUCACGAUGGAACGUUUCCCUUGCUGGCGGCCGUAGCAACCGACGACAUUGACAACUCCCCCACCGUUGUUGAGCUUCUGCUGGUCAAGGCGGAGAUCGACAAGUCUACCAAAGAUGGGAAAACACCACUAAUCGCAGCAGCUGAGCAUAACCAAGUCGAGACUGCGCGCCUCUUGCUGGGAUCUCGUUGCAACAUCAACGCUGCGAAGCAGAAUGGGACAACUGCUUUGCUCAUGGCAGCCGAGGUCGCUCCCCAAAGCUCCAACUUGGACAUGGCACAGCUCUUGCUUGAGCACAGGUCGUCAAUAAAUCGGGCAAACACUGACUUCGGGGCGACUGCCCUGCACAUUGCGGCUUCUGGAGGACAUGCGCCUUUAGUACAGCUACUCCUUCAGCAUCGGCCAUGGGUGGAUAAGCCUUCAACGAAGGGCCACACACCACUUCAUUUUGCUUGCUGGUGGAACCAUCCUGAAAUUGUCCGCAUGUUAUUGGAUGCCAGAGCCGACAAGCAUACAUGUGUUGGCAUCCAGGAAGGCAACUUCCAGGAAGGCAACAACGCCUUCCUCAUGGCCUUGUUGCAAGACAACCCCGCCGUGAUGAAAGUCCUUUGCGAGGACUCCGAGCAUCAAGACAUCGAGCUGUGCAGCGUUCUUUUACAUGUGGCUGCCAGAAAUGGCCAGUCAAAAGUUGCCGACUGCCUUUUCGAACUCCGUCGUUGCGACUUGAAUAGGCUUGUCCAGGAUGUGGAUAAAGUUGAUCUCGCUUUGGCAGCACAAAGUGUGCAGUGUCUGCACCCGUGCAACUCGGCAACAGCCAACGUCGAGGAGCCUGAAGACAAGGACUUCGAUGGUGCGGAUGCAGACGAUUUCGAGGAAGACAUGCUGCGCGGAUGGGCUGAUGUCGAUGCUGGCUAUGCUGCGAUGUAUGCGGUGGAGGUCGACCUACAGGUUGGCGCCACGCCCUUGUACCUUGCGGCCUUCUAUGGUCAUGACGAUUUGGUGUACAGUCUCCUGCGCAACCGGGCUGAUCCCGAAAUCUCUUGCAGACAUCAAACCCCGCUGAUGGCUGCAGCCCAGGAAGGAAAUUCGGAGGUGGUGAGGGUGCUUUGCGAAAGCCAAGCUAGCCAAGCUCGUCUCGACCUCGACCGAACGGACCCGCAGGGAAGGACGGCACUUUUCAUUGCUGCAGAGGAGGCACGCACGGACGUCAUCUACGAGCUGUGCAGGGCAAGGGCAGAUGUCAACAAGGGAAUAGAAGGCCUAUCACCGCUCCACAUGGCCGUGAGCGGUAACUGUACGGAGAUGGUUUGUAUGCUGUGUGCCUCCGGCGCUGACAUUGAGGGGGUGAGGGCAAGCCUACAGGAGAUGAUCAGAGAGCGUGCCAGUGAAGAACAAGGUGACAACGACAGCUCGGAGCGUUGA